UAAAACAUGGACAAAAAAGCAACAUGGGACAGAUUCUACAUAGAAAAUGCAAGCAAAGGCAACUUCAAGUUUUUUGGCUUUCACUAAGUCCAGGACUUCAUUCUUCCUGUUCUUCAGACCAUGUCUCAUUCCCAAAUUGGCCCUUUACACAUCCUGGACAUGGGCUGUGGCACAUCUGCCUUAGGACCCUGUAUUUACAGAUACUCUCCAUGUGCUGUCAUGGUCACCUGUGCUGACAUCUCCCUGGUGGCAGUGAAACUUCUGGAGGAGUACACCAAUUCUAUACCAGUACAGAAUCCAUCCUCUGCUCUUGCAUUCGUAGAGCUGGAUUGCACACAGAUAAGAGGACACUUUGGGGCCAGAAGUCUGGACUUGAUUUUAGACAAAGGUACAACGGAUGCUUUAGUCAGUUCUAAAGAGUGGCAAGGAAAGGCUGGUCAGAUAAUAAAGCAAUGCUUACAGGAACUGAGACCCACAGGGAGUCUCUUACUGUUCUCAGAUGAGGACCCUGAUGCCAGGCUUGUAUGGCUGGAGAGAGAGGUUAGAGGAACAGAUCUGGCAGCUGAUGUGAGAGUUCAAGAGGUGGUGGAAUUGAGAGGUGUCAGUUAUUUUUGCUAUCAGAUUACUCCUUGUAUUGCCCCACAUUUAAAAAAUAUAAUAUAAUGCAAAUUCCUUUGCACUUUGAAAGAGACAUCAAUCAAGUGUUAAUAUAGUAGGAAAAGGCUGCAUCAAGUCAGCACUGAAAAUGUAACACUGAACGUUUUACACAAUAUACAACUGGCCUAAUCUUACUUAAUUUGCAUUUGGCCUAGCUAAACAAAAACAACAGACAAUUCGAUUAGCAAGAGACAUUUUUCAGAGUAAUAACAAAAAUUGCCAGAAAAAUUAUGUUGUGCUGAUUUUUUUUAAUUAAAGCA
Xyrauchen texanus (razorback sucker) is the source of this 917-nucleotide messenger RNA. It is a transcript of the gene cskmt, whose product is annotated as citrate synthase lysine methyltransferase. Lineage: Eukaryota; Metazoa; Chordata; Actinopteri; Cypriniformes; Catostomidae. The record is from RefSeq and is a predicted model, not a curated record.